GCCCCGUUACCGCUCCACCAACACACCACCAGAUCUGGUCACUGAGAAAAAAAAUGGGCAAGAAAAACUCGAAACUAAAGCAGGACACCAUCGAUCGGCUCACCACCGCCACAUACUUCACUGAAAAGGAAAUUCGACAAUGGCACAAAGGUUUUCUGAAGGACUGUCCCAAUGGUCUACUGACAGAACAGGGCUUCAUAAAAAUAUACAAACAGUUCUUUCCGCAAGGAGACCCUUCCAAGUUCGCCUCAUUAGUCUUCAGGGUAUUCGACGAAAACAAUGACGGUUCCAUAGAAUUCGAGGAGUUCAUUCGCGCUCUUUCUGUGACGUCUCGCGGAAACCUUGAUGAGAAACUCCAAUGGGCGUUCAGACUGUACGACGUCGACAACGAUGGAUUUAUAACGAGGGAUGAAAUGUACAAUAUUGUUGACGCCAUUUAUCAGAUGGUUGGUCAGCAACCGUCUGAAGACGAGAACACGCCCCAGAAACGGGUGGACAAAAUCUUCGACCAGAUGGACAAGAACCACGACGAUCGGCUAACCUUGGAGGAGUUCAGGGAGGGUAGCAAAGCGGAUCCCCGUAUUGUUCAGGCACUGACCCUUGGGGGCGAAUAGCAUACGGAUGGGGGUAUAAUGCCCGCAAUAUGACACCUAAGAUGUGAGAGAACCGUCAACGUCGUCUGCCGUUACAUCUUCUCAUUGUGAUGUGAUGGUACAUGUUUCCAGGUUUUGUUGUCCGACUGAAUAAAGACCUGUUUAAGUGUUAUUUCGUUUUUUCGGGGUUUUCGGGGACUCAAAUUUGUUUUUGGGAUGAUCACGUUCAAUUUUAGAGACUGCAUGGAGUUUUGUUUUGUUUAUGCCAUACCUCCAAAACGGUCGAAAGAUGGUUGACGAUGGUGGUAGAUAUCAACGUGACUUUUAAGCUUGCAUUUGAUAAUGGUUUUGGGAGAUGAGGUUUUUGGAAAUACGCAGUUUAAAUUGUUUUCCUAUUCUCUUGUAUAAGUAAAGUAAUUUUAGACAAAAUUGUUAUUCCUCGUACAAUUUUAUUCGUUAAAGUAACCAUUAUAACUUUAGGGGAUGAAGGUGUACUUUUAAAAAAUUUUCUAAUGUAUAAGUACAACUUUAACAAUAAUCUUACAUUGUUACACUAAUACGAAAUUUAUUUAUUAAAUAGGGGAACGUAAUAUUUUUAUAUAAAUAAAUUCUCUAAGGAUCUAAGGGGAGAAAAAACCUAAGAACAAAUUGCAUUUGCAUGAAAUGGUAAUUUUGUGUCACACAAUUAAGCAAUAGACAUUUAAACAACGAUUUUUUCAAUUAGCAUUUAAUCCUUCUUGACCGCUUCCACGAGUUAAAUGGUGAAGGGUGAAGGCAGAAAUACGAAUUGAAAAAAUAAAACUGCAUUUAAAUUUCACGGAAAUACAAAUGAAUCCUUAUUUAAGUAAUCGUCAAACUUUUUUAACCUUUCUUUGAAAACGUUUACAAAAUAUUUUCCCUAGUGUGAAUUAAUAUUAAGACUUAUCGAGUUUUAACUAAUGAAUAUGUUAGUUUUUUGUCAUGUAGCAUGGAUGAAUAAUGCCUUACAUUUCAUAAGUAAAAAUCUCGUGCCAAAUAUAAAAGAUCUAAGUAUUCGUGAUUAUUUGGUAUAGAAAUUUAGACGUUUACAUUCAUGUUGAUGUUCAUUUUUAACACAAGGAUAAAAUUCACUUGAGCUGCUUUAGCUACUUUAGAUUGGCUAGCUAGUUAUAUACCAUAAAUAACUACCUUUGGCCAAAUUAAUAAAAAUAAUGAACAAGAAUUCCUCUCGUAAAACAUAGUCUUAAAAUUGAUAACUUAAUUUAAAAUUGUAACGUUUUAUAAAAGAAAUUCUUGUAAAUGAUAGAAGACUUCGGUUGGAAAAAAUGUUUUUCCAUAAAAAAUAAUUAGGUGCGACGUAAAUUACAAAACAAUGAAAUUUACAACGAUGUCUUAUCAUUUAUUUAAACAAGGAAUGAGGGACAAUCGUAUUAAUGCACAUCUGCGUUUGUAUAGUUUUUAUGGUGCUAAAUUUACUUGUAUAGUAAAUUUUCUUCUGGGAAAGAUAACAAGUCAAUUAUAUUUAAAUAUAAGAAAACAUGCUAUUUUAAUAGAUACCUAUUUAUAUAACAUCUAAUGAUAAAUUUAUCUUAUUUACGUGGAAAAUAUUCUAUAACGUUUAUGAAGCUACAUAACAGAAAUUAUUAUUAUAUAACGAUAUACUUAGAUCCUGAAAUGUUUUGUAGCAAUUUAUAUAAAAAGUUAUUUUCCCCGAGAUAUUCAUCUAUAUUCAUCUAUAUAUAGAUAGUUUUAACUCUAAUAAUUAGGAACUAUAAGGAUUUUUUCUGAGACCUUCUAUCUUACAAUUAGUAUGUCCGUUUAAUUUCGAUGAUAGUUUGGCAUGAGUAGUAUCGAACUAGUUUUAACAUAUUUAAACUUACGUAGAUUAUCAUCCAUCGGCAUAACUUACAAAAUAAAAUCGCCUUGACUAAGUUAUGUCAACUUUUCAAUUAGGUUCAAUUUUCGAUGAUUUGCGAUUGAUCUUUUGAAUUCCUUGAACACCAACCUUGUAUGUGGUUUAACCAAUGGCCUAAUCGAAAAGUUCUAAAAGGACAUUGUCACACUAGCAAUAAGCAUUCAUGAGCUGUAAUAGCUGCUGUUUUAAUUGGAACGUCGAGAUUUUUUUCAGGCGUCCUGGACACAUUUUGUGAGAACAGUUAUAUAAAAGUAGAGUAGGAUUUCCAAAAUAUCACCAAAUAAGCGGUUUGAGAAAAAAUUCCACGAGCGCUUACUUUCUUCUUUGUUGCAUUUUAAGGAGCACGAAAUAUAACCGACCAUUUAAUAACAGACCCCGGGGACUUUUGUGGUCGAAGACCCAAAAAUCAAAUUACGACCGAAGGCACAAAAGUUGUAAAAACAUUAAAAGUAAUCGUUGGGAUUGUAAAAAAAGGAGAAUAAAGCUUUGAGUUAAUGACUGGUCGUGUGUUUUUCGCGACUUCCUUUUAUGGUAUUGCGCAGAAUUUUGUUAACAGUGUCUAUUCAUCUUCGAUCCUCAAAAAAAUGAAAAUAAAAUGUUACUGAGGGGGUCUACUUAUAUAUCCAUAUAUUUUUAUAUCAGUGUGUCAAUAAAAACUUGAAUAUUUUGAAUGAACCGAGGGACAUUCCGAUGAAUAGUCACUGGCAAGUUUGUUACCAACCUUCUGUGAUAAUUACAAUCAUUAUAUCGCAAUAAUGAAUAAGCUGUGUCUUGUAUUUGCUGUAGGUUGUUCUCGUUGUUGUUAUUUAAUUUUUAUGCGGUAUUUUGGAUACUGAUAGUUUUAAAAAACGAUGCAAAUGACAUCAUUAGUGUGUUUUAUAUCAUCUAACAUAAUAUGACUGUACAAAAUAAAUAGCAUGUAAAUAGAA
This is a messenger RNA of Aethina tumida (small hive beetle), 3416 nucleotides long. Its product is annotated as frequenin-1. The record is from RefSeq and is a predicted model, not a curated record. The transcript is spliced from 7 exons. Lineage: Eukaryota; Metazoa; Arthropoda; Insecta; Coleoptera; Nitidulidae. Gene Ontology annotation, molecular function: calcium sensitive guanylate cyclase activator activity; calcium ion binding. Bases 54 to 614 code for a protein of 186 amino acids.